Molecule: messenger RNA, 1116 nt
Organism: Toxotes jaculatrix (banded archerfish)
Lineage: Eukaryota; Metazoa; Chordata; Actinopteri; Toxotidae
Product: protein CEBPZOS-like
Exons: 4
Coding region: 132-377 (81 amino acids)
Source: RefSeq, a predicted model, not a curated record
GUGUCCUUCGUCUGUUAACCGUUAGCUUCUGUUAGCCGCUAGCUUUGAAUUUACAACGCAAGGAAAGAGCCGCGCCGGUGAACAUUUCACGUUCUGUUCAACAUAUUUCACCGUUUAAAGUCAAUCUGAAUAUGCCUCCCAAACCUCUGGAGCCUCUGGCCAAGAAGCUCAUGAAGGGAGUGAUCGCUCUGGAGCUGCUGGGCGUUCUCGGGGCGUACAGUCUCUUUCACAUGAUGAACAACAGUCAAGAUUUCAGGAACACGAUGAACAGAAGGUUUCCAUCGAUUCUAGAAGUUUACUACAAGUCCAACGAGUGGGCGGGGGUGUACGGCAUCCGAGAGAGAGAUCACGAAGCCUGGUCGGCCAAACAGGACUGAAGCUGUCCGCCAGCGGAAAGUCCCCACUGACGGUUACUUCUUCUUCUUCCUGUUCCCGAACGUCCUGCUUCCCGUCCUGGCGCGUCCGAACAUCGUCUUCUUGUUGAACGCGGCCUUCUUCCUGCGCAGCGUCUUGGUGUCGCGGCCGUGGAUCCAGUCGUCGCGCUGAGCCUCCCACUUCAGCUGCUUCAGACCUGCAGGGAUCAGCAUCAAGUGUUAGACAGGACGAGGAGAGGACGUCCACGUCCCUACCUGCAUUUUCCAUUUUAAGACUAAAUGGUUAAUUGCAAAAGUAAUCAUUGCAGCGUUUAAUAAAUGGUUUAUAACACACUAAGAUGUAGCUGUAAUAAUUGUUGAGGAAUAAUGCAUAUGAAUAAACAGAAACAUGUCAUAUCUGCUUAUAACUACAUUAUAGUCUUGUUAUAUUUGUUUAUUUAGUGUUUAUUAAUAAUAAAACAGUGACAACAAGAUGAGGAGGUCUGCUACAUCUUAAACCAGGACAGAUGUUUACCUGUUUCCAGUUUCAUGCUAAGCUACAGGUGUGAGAGUGGGAUCAGUCUCCUCAUCUAACUCUUUACAAGAAAGCCAAUAACUCUGUUCACCAAAACAUUUUCUAUAUUCUGUAAAAUACUGAUAUUGUAAAUUUUAGACCCUAAUUUAUUCAUAUAUUGACUCUGACUGGAUCUGAGUGUUUUUCUCUCUGGAGAAGUUAUUAAACGCUGGUAUCCAGCAAACUGAA